Molecule: messenger RNA, 2457 nt
Organism: Fusarium coffeatum
Lineage: Eukaryota; Fungi; Ascomycota; Sordariomycetes; Hypocreales; Nectriaceae
Exons: 5
Coding region: 1-2457 (818 amino acids)
Biological process (GO): mRNA cis splicing, via spliceosome; peptidyl-serine phosphorylation; peptidyl-threonine phosphorylation
Molecular function (GO): ATP binding; protein serine/threonine kinase activity
Source: RefSeq, a predicted model, not a curated record
AUGACGUCGAGUUCGGACGAAGGCGAGAUCGUCGAGAACUGCGCAGAAGAUUUGAAGGCAACUUCACUGCAGCACACUGGAGGAAGCAGUGUUGACCGUCAAGACAGACACAAAGAUAGACAUUCGACUCCGGACCACGAUACGGCAUCUAGAUACAGCAAUAAUUCCCGACGAAGCAUUUCACCUCGUGGCUACAAGCGACCUCACGACGACAGAGGCCGAGAUCGAGAUUAUUACAACUCCCGGUCCCGCGAACAAGACCGAAGCUUUCGCCACAAUUACGAGGACGCUCGGCGCGAUGAUCACCGCAAGCCUCGCGGGCCGUACGAUGACCAACCUGCAUCGCGCGCAUCCAACUAUAGCCACGGUGGCCGCGAUCGGAGCCGCGACAGAGACAGCUAUCGCAACGGAGACCGAGAUCGAUAUUCCAAUAAACGACCUCGAAACAGGAGUCGCUCCCCUCACGGAUCUCGACGCGCAGACGGUGGCAGAUUAGAUCGGUUUGUGAAAGAAGGUCACGAUCGUCGCAACGGCGGGCCAAGAGAACUCAAGUACGAUGACAAUUCGCGGGAUGGUGGUUCAAUGUCCAAGAGGACGACUGUAGGAGAGGCUUCACGCGCCCAGGGAUAUAAUGCUAAACCUGAUCAAGGCCUUACCAAUGGACGUGGCCCUUCCAAGACUUCUCAGCAGCAGCCAGCAACUCAGCAAGAGCCCGAACGGAAACCGGAACCUGAGCCUGAGCCCGACUAUGAGGAGCCCGAGCCUAUUGACGAAGAAGCUGAGAUUGAACGACGCCGCAAGCGACGUGAGGAGAUCCUGGCUAAGUCCAGUUCGGCAACUCCUCUCCUACUCCAUGCUGUAGGAGCUGCGGCUACCAAAGCACGCGCUGAAUCCCCUGCAUCUACCGUACCCGACACGCCCGUCAGAAUGCAAUCCGAUAUUGAGAGCCCUCGUACCCCUCGAUCGGAUAUUGUAUCACCUCGCUCACCUGCAUCGCAUGUUGGAAUGUCACCUGGAGGAAUUAACCUCCUUGAUGAUAACGAACUGAUGAACUCUCAUGCAAAGGUCCAGGAUGAUGAAGAUGGCCCCUCUGCAGCUGACUAUGACCCCACUGGGGACAUGAAGGAGGACGAACGACGAGAUGAACUCCGACAUGGACACGUCGUACUUCAUGGUGAGCAGCAUCCCAUUGCAACAGAACAACAGCCACAGGAAGCAGUCGCAGAGAAGCCUGCCGAGAAGACUACCGAGAAGGCUGGCGAUGAUGAUGACGAUGACUUCGAUAUGUUUGCCGACGAUUUUGACGAGGAGAAGUAUGCGACCAAGCCUGUCGAGCCCGUCGCACCUAUUGAGGGUGAUGGUAAAGCCCCUGAUAUGCCAGCCAUUAAGGGAGGUAUUCUUGAAGGCGACGACAAGGACGGUUACUACAAGAUUCGUAUCGGUGAAGUCUUGAACGGUCGAUAUCAGAUCCAAGCAGCACUUGGAAGGGGUAUGUUCUCAGGCGUCGCCCGCGCCAUCGACAUAACCACAAAGCAGAUCGUUGCCAUCAAGAUGAUGCGAAACAACGAUGCCCUCCGAAAGGGAGGCUAUACCGAAAUCGCCAUUCUAGAGAAGCUCAACGAAGCUGACCCUGAGGGUCGUAAGCACAUCAUCAAGUUUGAGCACUCGUUCGACUACAAAGGCCAUCUGUGCAUGGUAUUCGAGAACUUGAGUAUGAAUUUGCGAGAAGUCCUCAAGAAGUUCGGCAACAAUGUAGGCAUCAAUCUUGGAGCGACGCGAGCAUAUGCAUACCAGAUCUUUGUUGCUCUGGCACACAUGCGGAAGUGCAGCAUCAUUCAUGCUGAUCUUAAACCUGACAACAUCUUGGUGAACGAUACCCGUAACGUACUCAAGAUUUGUGAUUUAGGUACAGCCAUCGACAAGACCGAUGCAGCGAGUGCGCAUAUGGACGUCACACCAUAUCUCGUCAGUCGGUUCUACCGAGCUCCAGAGAUUAUCUUAGGUAUUCCUUACGACUACUCUGUCGACAUGUGGUCCAUCGGCUGUACCCUGUAUGAGAUGUACACAGGCAAGAUCCUCUUUGCUGGAGACAGCAACAACCAGAUGCUCAAGGCCAUCAUGGAGAUUAGAGGAAGAUUCACACCCAAGUUGUUCAAGCGUGGUCAACUGGCGCCUAUGCAUUUCGACGACAGGGGACAAUUCAUCAGCGUUGAGCGAGACAAGGUUUUGGACAAGACUACCGUCAAGACCAUGGCUGUGGUUAAGCCAACACGGGACCUUCGGACGAGACUCAUGGCUGCGUCGACAGGCAUGAACGAUGCGGAAACGAGGGACCUGAACCACUUCAUUGAUCUUCUUGAGCAUUGUCUCACGCUCAACCCAGAUAAGAGGAUCAAGCCGGCUGAUGCACUGCGCCAUCCCUUCUUUACAUCAAAGGUGGGACCCAUACGCCGCUGA